Ambispora leptoticha is the source of this 9774-nucleotide messenger RNA. The record is from the annotation of a GenBank genome assembly. NCBI's taxonomy places the organism in Eukaryota, Fungi, Glomeromycota, Glomeromycetes, Archaeosporales, Ambisporaceae.
AUGAGUGGAACUCGUAAUAGAUUCUCAAGACGUGUUCCCUUUCAGCAAAGGCACUACCAGUCAUCACCUCACCCUCAACAAAACCAAAAUGAGAAUAGAGCUUCUACAAAAAUUUCCCGAAUCAAUGCCUUACUUUCACGGAUAAGAGACGAAAGUGACUCUGUGUACGCAAGAAGAACAUCCUGUGUAACCCAGCUUUCAAAUAUACUGUCCGAGACUCUUACACCAGGUGAAAGUGCUCAGGUAUUCGAUGCGGCUACAUAUGGCAUAGGAAAUACACCUGGAUUGGAGCUGGUAUUUGAGGAUACAAGAGCUCCCGCGAAUUUUAAACUUCUUGUUGCCAAAUGCAUUGCGAAUAUUGCUACGAUAUCAGAAAAUAAUCUGGAAUCGUUCUUUCGUUGGAUAUUUGAGAGAUUGCAUGCUUCGGGAUCGGGGGUCAAGGAGAAAGAGCGAGAGCGCAAAUUAUGGCUUUUGAUUUCGUUGCGCGAGUCUAUCACUCGCGUAACCCAGUCUAGCAACAACGCACAAAACAUUGUUCCUUAUAGUACAAUGCAACAAUUAAUUCCGAACAUUUUAAGUGAACUCGAGAAUCUUCUUGACUCCGCUGAAUGCGUUGAUUACUUUUCAGGGUUAUUGGAAGUACUAGAACGAAUUGCGGAUCGAUAUCCCACCGAAUUUGAAAACCGAUUUCAGGAUAUAAUCGAUUUGCUUGUAGGAUGGCAUGUUGAUACUACGGUACCAGAGUCAUUACAUAAUUAUAUUUCGGAUUCGUUUCGAAGAUUGAGGUCAUUUUGGGCUCAAAAUUUGAAUUUUGCACACGAGUUAUUGAGUCAUUUUUUGGCUGAUAUGGAGGUUGUCGCUGGGAUAACAGUAUCUCAAGAUGGGCCUCAAAUCGAUCAGAAAACACACACAGAUGUGGAUGGAGUGCCAAGCAAUUUGAAAGGGUUACUAGGCUGUUUCCAUGCAGUAGCAGAAACGAUUGGGCCUAUUGUCCCUGCAAAUUCUCAGGAUGAGGUUCACGGUGUUGAGCUAAAAGAAAAUGCAUAUCCGUAUGAUCGAUUACGUGCAUACAUUGUUAAAUUUCUUGUCGCCGUCGGAAAGCUUUAUAUGGAUAUUGAUUUUUUUAAUAAAGGUAAUCAGAUAAUACUAGCAUUAAGCACACACCGUAAAGCAACCUUUGUGCAACAGCAACCUAAGUCAACAGAAUUCUGGUUAAUACAAAUAAAAUAUGUAUAUCAAGUAUCAUAUUCAAGUCAAAAUAUGGAAGAAUGGUUUGAUUCAUAUUUGCAGACGCUUGCACAGUGGUUCCCGUAUGUGCACCCUGAUGUUGCUAUCACCUUAAUGAACCCUGAAUCUCCACUCAUGAAACUACGACACCAUUGUUCGUUCAAUGCGCGUCUGUUUUCCGAUUUUCUCGAUAUGUUUCGCUGCAUAUUACGAAACUCAAAUUCAAUAACAACAACACAAGAUUCAAAACCUUCCGCUAUUCAACUCACACAUCAACUUGUAUCAGAAAUGAGAAGUAUGUGCGAAAUAAUAUUGAAUAGCAACAGCACGUCUGAUAAAUCUGAUGCUGAGAUUCGUUGGCAAUUAAAGUCUAUGAAUGUCAUAAUGUUCAAUUAUAAGAAAUCGGAUGAAUUCCGCGAGGAAUUUCAACAUAUAUUUUCGGAAAAUUAUCAUUCAUCGAAUGAAGGAAUUGGGAAAUAUAAGAAUUUGCAUGGAUUGGUGAUGUAUUCGGUGAUAAAGGCAGCACAUCAGAUUUCUCGAAGUCAAAAAUAUUUCAUACAAUUAAAAGAAUCAAUAUCUUUUGAAUCAUCCACAUUCGAUACGAUGCUUUUGAUCAUUGACUCAAUAUUUUCUUACAACAAUAAACUUCCCAUGAACCUAAUCAUGUUUUCAAUUGAAUGGCUGCGAGAUAUUUUUGAAUUUUGUCGCAGCGACAAACAAUCAUUAAAUGAUAAAAAAAAAGACCAUGUACAAUUACAGAUAGGGCAGGCUUUGUUAUCCUUAUUGCAUUUAUCUCGUGUGAUUCAAAAUCCUGAUGUGUCUGUCCAAAUUCCAAAAGUCAUUCAAGAUUUUAUUGAUGUUUUUGGUUCAUUAAAUUUACCAAAAAAAAUCUUUCCUCUUAUCGCUGAGAGGAUAAACGAUUCGAAUCCUCAAAUUCAAAAAGAGUUUCUAAAAGUAUUUUAUGAAAUCAACCCUUUACUUGCUGUAUUCAAGUACGAUUAUAUCUCAGAUCCUUCGCUGCAAAUGUCAAGAGCCAGUAUUUGUGCAUUACCAAACUUGGGUAAUUUUCGACCUCAACAUUUUCAAAUAAUCAUGACUUACUUAGGAAUGAAAGAGUUGCUAUCAUCAUCGGCGGAAGAAAUGGAUUCAGCACAUACGAUGAUUGAUAUGGAAAAUGAUGUGCAAUGGCGACAACGGCUAUUACAUGCUUGUCAGUCGAUGAAUGUAAAUAAUAAUACCACCUUCGACGAAGCAUUGAUGACAUCAAAAGAUCAUAAUAAUAGAUCGUCGUUGCAUCAUGAUGAGAUUUCAGGUCUCAUUGAUAAUUCUGAUGAUUUGAUUACUUUUUGGACGCUUUGGGAGACGGCACGUUAUUGUGUUUUAUCACGGCUGAGAACCCCUUUUGGCGGUCCUCAGCAGACUUUCGACGCGUUUGAAAAGAAAUUAAACGAUUUUAUGACGGGAAAUCUUAAUUUGACUUUAAACACCACUAACAUAAGCGACGAGUCUUUGGAGCCAAUAUAUACGAAGUUAAAUCAACUUCACAACCUUUUGAUCUUUAUCAAUUGUCUUGAGAUGCAAAUCUACAAUGCAGCAGUCGGCACAUCUCUCGGAAACCUACCGCAAGCACCUCGUGGCAGCAUUAUUUUUUUUCGCACGAAUCGUAAGGUUUGCGAUGAUUGGUUCAGUCGCGUUCGAGCGACGAUUGCAAAAGGUGCUGGAAUGGUUGGUAAUGAUGCAAUAUUGAUAACCCAUGGGCUUCAAUUUCUGGCAGAUCGUGUGGCAAAUAUGAGACAAGGGAUUAUGAAGGAAAGAAUUAUUGCCUUUCAGGAAAUGUUGAUGAUUAUAGUACAAGCUAUGAGAAGAUUGCAUUCGGUGGAUAGCAUUCACGGAUUACUAAUAUGGAGUAAAAAGAUUUUUCACGUCGCUGAUAAAGACCUAGGGAAUUUGCCCGAAAAUUCUUCAUCAUCUCAAAUUAGCAACAAAAACGUGUCUCAAAAAAUGCCCGGUACUAGUAGUCAAAUGCAAAGCGAACAGCAAGGAUCUCCACAUACACUUUUACAGCGUAAUAUCUUACACAGGAAUCACACUAACAUGCCUAACUAUAUGCAUUUCGAAUGGAUGAACUGUGCACUAUUGUUUGCCAAAGCGAAGUAUGAGCAAUCAGCAAAAGAAUCGAUCAAUAUUUUGAAUCGUCUUUUAGGAUAUGAUCAUGCGGAAGAUAAACUUACGUCACUCCAAAUAUUUGACUGUUAUUGCCAAAUGGAUGACUUGAAAUCACUAUCACAAUGGCUCUCACAGCAAAAUAGCUUGGAAAAUUUGUUGACUCCAUUGCAUCAGGUUAAUCAACAAUAUCUCAAAGCGUUAUCGCAGUAUGGAAAGGAAGAUAAAAGUUUUCUUGAUGCGUGGGAGACGAUAAAAUCAACUGAACCGAAAAUACCGGAUCAUUUUGAACUUCUACAUGAUGUUCCUUUCUUGUCUUUCUUGCAUCAUUUCCGUGCAGAUUUAGCACAAAUGGUGCGACAAGAAGAUUCACAGAUAGAGAUCAACCAUAGUUAUGAACAAUCUGCCUUUUCCAUUAUGAAACUGCCGAUUCGCUUCGCCCUUAAAGAAUCGCUUGACAGUGCGCUACCGAUGUUGGUUAUCGCUCAGAAUAAUAAAUCAGAUAUAAAAGAGCACCAAAAGUUUGUCAAUGAAUUUCCCACAUCAUCGUCAUCUUUUUCGCGUCAUUUUGUUCAAGAUUUGGGAAUUUGGAGUCCGUUAAAGCGUCUUGUCGACAAAACUGUUGCUACUGACGAUCUUUCCGAAAUUAAAGAUUCUUCGUUGAUUCACUCCCCUCAAAUAGAUAUCUCUAAACUACUUAUAGCAAAGAUUGCUAGGAAAACCGAAGUUCUUGAUCUCGCAAGUAAUGUUUGUCGAUAUACUGGUGAUGAUAGUAAUAACAUUCGGACGGAAUAUGUAUUUGAACAAGCUAAAAUAUUGUAUGCGCAAGGAAAACCUCAAAAUGCUGUUCGUCAUGUUUGUCAAAUUCUAGAAAAAACUGAGCAAGAGUACAAAGAUUUGUUGGAAAAUCCGUUACACAAUUUAACUUUACAACAAGUCUUUUUGAAGCUUGCCAAGUGGAUUGGAUUCUUACAAGGUCAAUUACCCGGUGAUCUUUCAAAAGGUAUUGAAAAUUAUGCUAUGAAAUACCUUCAAACCACAUCAGAACAAAAAAUUGUUGAUUCGAUCUCUAAUAAUGAUGCGAACAUGAAAAAUAUCGAGUUGUGUUUGUGGAGUGCAGUUCAAGGAGAACAUUCAUAUGGAAAAGCGUGGUACUCAUAUGCCACAUAUUUUUAUAAGAAAGGAUGGCGAAUAUUGGAAGAAAUUCACAGUGGAAAAAUGACACUUUCAUUUCUUUGUGACUUGCGUCAAACUAUCCAAAAUUCUUUAAUCGAUGAUUGGCAACAGACGAAUAUUCAGAAUUCCGCAGAUUAUGAUUCAUUAUUAAAGAUGAUAUUUCGCGUAUUUAUACGAAGAUUUGGAACACGAUCAAUCUCGGACAACUUUGACGUGAAAGAGAGCGAGUUUCGUCCACUUGAACCUUGGAUUUCUAAUCAAACAAAAGAGGAAAUUAAGCAAUCAUUUAAUAAAAUCACAAAAGAAAUUCUUCAGGCUUUUAAUAUCGCAGCAGAUGGAUAUUUUCAGUUUUUAAAGUCCAUGAACAAUGAAAAUGCAAAUAAUGUUGGCGAUCAAAAGGAUCCAUUGUCCAAGUCUAUUAAGGAGGCGGACACAAUGACGGCCACUUUGCGAAUAUUAAAGUUACUAGUAACGUACGGUUCUUACAUGAAAGAAUCCUUAUCAGAAGCCUUCGAAGACACUGUAGUCACGAAUUGGGAAUUCAUAAUCCCACAAUUAUUCUCACGUCUAGAUCACCCAGAAUCAUUUGUAAGACAGCAAAUAUGCAAUCUUUUAUGCAAAAUUGCAACAAGUUCGCCACAGUCGAUAGUCUAUCAUACGGUUGUUGCAUUGAACUCGAACAACACCAACGAACAGACAAAACAAUCUCUUCAGAGUAUCGCCAGUAGUUUGGACGUCUCAAAUGGAGUCUUGAUCGCAGAAAUUCGUCGUGUUAUUCAAGAGUUACGACGAAUUACGGUUCUCUGGGAGGAAUUAUGGUUGAAUAAAAUUGCUGGAUUGCAACUUGACGUGAAUAAAAGAUUGCAUAAGGUGGGAAAAGAGUUGGAAAGAAUCAAUGAUAAAUUGAAUUUGACUUCCGAUCAAAAAACCAAAAUCAUGAGAGAAAGUUACGAUGCGAUUAUGAAACCGGUGAUUUCAUCUCUGGAACGGCUAUAUAAUGUAACAAGCGCUGAUCCGACUACGCCGCAUGAGAUAUGGUUCGCAAAGUUGUUUGGGGAACGUAUUCGUGAGGCUUUUGAUCGAUUACGAUCUCCUCGUUCUUGGGAUAAUACUAAAGAAGGGUGGAAUCUUUUCAAAAAUAUACAUAAGGAUCUUACAAAAGAGUUACAGACAAAUCGAUCGUUGAAGUUGGCUGAUGUUGCCCCGUAUUUGGCCACUAUCAAAUCUUCAGCAAUCACUAUGCCUGGACUACCAACUAAUGCUGAGCAUAUCACCAUUCAAUCGUUUGAUCAAACUGUCUUUAUUUUGCCGACAAAAACCAAACCAAAAAAGUUGUCUCUACUUGGAUCAGACGGGCAUCUUUAUGGAUAUCUGUUCAAAGGACUCGAAGAUCUUCAUUUAGAUGAGCGAAUAAUGCAGCUAAUUCAAGUCACCAAUAAAUUGUAUAAACGUGAUAAACAAGCAAGUAGUCGAAAUUUAAGUGCACGCCAUUACGCUGUUAUACCAUUGGGCGAGCAUUCGGGCAUGAUUCAAUGGGUAGAAAACGCUACCCAGAUGUUUUCGUUAUAUAAGAAAUGGCAGCAUCGCGAACAUUUUGCACGAAUGUUAUUGAGCAACGCGGGCGAAAAGUCCCCUGCAAUACCACAACGUCCUAGUGACAUGUUUUUCGAGAAAAUAGGAAAAGCCUUGAAAAAAGAAGGAUUGCCGAUCUCUACCUCGAGGCGAAACUGGCCUCAUUCAAUUCUCAAAACGGUUUUUCUUGAACUUUUAUCUGAAACUCCUGCAGACCUUCUCGAAAAAGAAUUAUGGACAUCAUGCACAAGUUCCUCCGAAUGGUGGCAAAAGAGUAUAUCAUUGUCACGUUCAUUAGCUGUCAUGUCUGUCGUCGGAUAUAUUAUUGGCCUAGGAGAUCGACAUCUGGACAAUAUACUUAUUGAUUUCAAUGCUGGAGAAGUUAUUCAUAUUGAUUAUAAUGUGUGUUUUGAAAAAGGACGAAAAUUACGUGUUCCUGAAAUUGUACCUUUCAGGCUCACACAAAAUAUCGAAAAAGCUCUUGGUAUUACUGGUGUUGAAGGCGUUUUUCGGAUUGCGUGUGAAACUGCACUUAAAGUAAUGCGGAAAAACAAGGAGAUGUUGAUUAUUUUGCUGGAGGCGUUUGUUUACGAUCCUCUAGUCGAUUGGCAUCAUGAAGUUACAAUUGAUCGGGAUAAACAAAUAAUGGAACUUGAAGAACAUUUAAGCCUGUUAACAUCUAGAAUUGCCGAAUUAAAACAUCCAUUAGAAAUGAAGCAUAAACAAUUGACAACUUUACUUUCUGAAUUUAUUACGUUAUUCCAAAUAUUACCCGAACAUCAUUCGACUCCCCGAGAUUUAUAUGAGGAUUCGGCGAAUCAAUCAAUAACCUUAGAAGAUCCAGAAAAGAAAAAUACACCAAUAGCCGAAAAUAGCGUGGAGAUUGAGGGCUUAAAAACUACUUUGACACAAAGAGCUGCCGAAUGUAGAUUAUGGCAUGCACAACAUGAAAGCUCAAUUCAAUCUAUUCAAGGCAAUCUCAUUCAAGUAAUCUACAAUGAGGUCAUUUCUUCUAGUAGUCAGUUUCGGGUUUCCAUUUUCACACCCGUUAUCAGCAUCAUUACAACUAAUGAAGCACUUGCACAACAAUGCUCACAUACCGAUCAAGAACUGUUUAACUGGGUUACAGAACGCAAUAACAGCUACACGCUGUGCAUCGAGCAUUUGCAAUACUAUCGCGCGUUGACUGCCCCGGUGGUUCCAAUUUUAAUGGCUCAAGAUUAUUAUUCCAAAUGGCCGCAACUUUUAGCGCCUUUGCUUGAAUCUAACUUACAAAGAGAUGGCUUUGAGACAGUGUUUCAAACAGUACAGCGCGAAGUUCAAAUUGAUUCCGAGUUAAUUGAAAUUAGGGAACGCCUUAAGGCUUCUUGUGAGGAUAUUACGCGUCAAGGAGUAUCUAUUGGCGAAUCAUUUAAUCUGGUUUCAGUGAAUAUGAUGACUGAGAAUGAACCAGAACAAAGUGCACUUUUAGAAACGUUUUUUCAUCAGAUUGCGCAGGCGCAAGACGAAGAUGGUUCAUCAUCCCUCGGAAUAUAUGGAUUUAUCUCGUUCCUUUCACAAUUAAAACAAGAUUUGGAUAACAAUGAUAAUGAAAAAGAAGUCCUUAAAAAUCUUGGAUUCAAUGAUACUCUCCAGACAGCAAUCUCAAAUGCUCUCUUUAGCGAAUUAUUUAACGAUCCAAAGUUUAUCACCAAUUAUGUUGCUUUCUUUGCUUUGUACAACAUCCUUUAUAUGGCCACAGUGACUACGCCCAAGGAUGAAUUAAUUCCACGAAUAUACUCGAUAGUCGGCGAAUAUCUACAACUGAUAAAAAUGUUUUACACUCUUCAAGCAAGUUUCGAAAGUGUUCUCUUGCCUAGAAUUUUCGAGAUUUUAAAAAUUAUGCCUAUUGCCUUCCAACCGUACGUGGAUAUUUUGUACGACCUAUCCACCGACACAUUUAAUUAUUGGGAAAUGAAGCAUCCAGAAGCGCAUUCUGUUGUUGCUAAUAUGAUACAAACGUUCUCACAAAUUCGUGCUAGUGUUCAGCAGGAGGAUAAUCUUUCAACUGAAAUUAGCAAUGUGAUUUCUGUUUUUGACGAGAUGUUCAAGGAACUAGAAAUACAAAUUUGCCAUAUCCAGACUCUAUUCAAUGAGCCAUUGCCAUUCCCAGAGGAUCAAAAAUGUUUCAAAAAUGAAUAUAUUCUCGACGAUUUCACCGUACAUAAAUUUAAUAUUAUAGCCAAUGUUCUGUUGGGAUGCCAAGAUUAUUUUAAGGAAAAUUUUCAGUCACAUAUUUCCCCUAAUACGUGGCUUUCGUCAAUUGCCAUCUCACAAAUCUUCGUUGCCAAUUCAGACUCACUUUCCAGACUUCGUCAAAUAGUACAAUGGUGUAUGUCCGACUUGUUUAUUCCGACUCUGCAGACACUUCUAUCCACUACCCUUAAUCACUUUAAGGGGCUUGUUGCGUCGGAUAAUUUGCCAAAGGGCGCAAAAGGGAAUGAUGACGAUGUUGAAAACGCUUCAUCUUCAACUCAAGAGUUGGUACCUGGUGAUGGUAGUUUCUGGAGAGAGAAUUUGGAUAGCAUGAAAGAAAAAAUUAAAAAAUAUAUGUUUUUGGGGAGUAAAAUAAAUUUAUUGAAUUUGAUAAAUACACGAAAAACGCAAAUUGAAAUUGAAGCACAACAGCGUAAAAUGGAAUUAAUGAGAUUCGAAUGGAUCAAUCAAAAAUAUCUCGGUGGAAGCGCUUUGGUUCACACACAGAUUUUAGAAAACUUUACUCGUGAUGUGAAUAAAUUCAUGCAACUCGAACUACUGCUUCAAAAAAUAAUUGCCAAUUAUCAAGAAAUUCAAUCUGAAGCCUCCAAGCAAAUAUCGGCUUACUCGAGUACAUCAACUACAGCUGCAUCGAACGAAGUGGUGUUGCAGUCCUUUGGCGAUGCGAUUGCAAAUCAGCAAAUUCUAUUUGCUCAGGAGCUUCAACGUAUUAAACACGUUAUCGCACUCUGUAAUUCGUUGAUACAUUUAGAAACUUUUCGUAACGUGUCUGAAAAGACUAAAGCUAUGGAUACUGAUACUCUAAAUCUUGUUCGUAUGUAUGAGAUUGCAGUGAUGGGAACCGAUGGUGAAAAGGAGGAAGCACAUUCUGGGCAAUUUUCGCAGAACAAGGCUUUGAAUUUUUCCGACACAGAACAUCCGCAAAAACUUCAAAAUCUUGCUAAGGAAUUCCAUGAUGCGUUUGACGAAUUUCGAGUACUAAUGAUAGAAUUAGUGCCAUUGAUUGAGCUUGUUACGAGUAUCGACUCGGAUGCCGAGGAAACUAUCAAAGAAGCAAGACUGAAAGCAAAGGAAUCACUUGGUAGCUGGUCGAAGCUUGAUGCUGAAAGUGAUAGUGUCAUGAAUUCUGCGCUGGCUCUUUUGGAUGAAAAUUUUCGUGCUGGUGGCGAAGGAGGACUUUUAUUGAAAGCUGCAACGCAGAGUGAAACUGCUAGCACGCCUACUAUAGAAUCGGUUUCGGUGUCUGAUAGAUUACACAGUGAAAGCAUAAGAGCUUUAUCAGAAAUUAAAGAUAUUUUAUCACAUCUGUUUAAGCUUCUCUCGAGCCUUGGAAACCUCGAUUUGGAAAAUGCGCAACAUGAUUCAGGGGAUCAAAUUGGG